CGUUUGAACCGAAUGUGGAGUCUGUUAGCAAUUGCGAAUUGACAAAACUGAAAUAUCCUGAAAGCUAUUACUUACAUAGAAAAGGCACUAAUAAGGACAAAAAAAAGGUAUCCAAAUGGAAUAUGAAUCCUGCUGAAAGAAGAAAUCCUUGUGUAUAA
Messenger RNA from Racocetra persica, 158 nucleotides. NCBI's taxonomy places the organism in Eukaryota, Fungi, Glomeromycota, Glomeromycetes, Diversisporales, Gigasporaceae. The record is from the annotation of a GenBank genome assembly.